CGCUGCCGAGGUAGUUCCGCUCACCUCGGUCACGUGACCCGUGUGUCCUUGGUUUGGCUAGCUUUGACAUGUGAGCAACAGAAACAUGUCUUUCCCUAAAAAACCUGGUGGUAAAGCUAUAGAUGUUCUACAGACUCUGCCGCGGAUCACUUUAGCAAACUUGCGGCCCGAACCUGGAUCCAAACAGGAGGACAGACGGCGGGGAAGAGGACAACAUGGUGGCAACAGAAGCGGCCGAGGGCACAAGGGAGAGCGGCAGAGAGGCACUCGGCCUCGGCUGGGUUUUGAAGGAGGUCAGACUCCUUUCUAUCUGUCCAUCCCAAAAUAUGGCUACAAUGAAGGACACAGUCGCCGUCCUCAGUACCAGCCUCUGUCACUGAAGCGUCUUCAGUACCUGAUUGAUCUGGGACGAGUUGACACGACCAACCCCAUAGACCUGACCCAGCUGGUCAAUGCCAGAGGAGUGACGAUCCAGCCUUUGAAGAGAGAUUACGGAGUCCAGCUCGUUGACGAGGGUGCUGAUAUUUUUGCUGCAAAGAUCAACAUAGAGGUUCAGAGAGCUACUGAAGGAGCCAUAGCCGCUAUUGAGAGGAACGGAGGAGUCAUCACUACCAGUUUCUAUGAUCCUAUAAGUCUCGAUAUUCUCAUCAAGCCUGUCCCGUUCUUCUUGCGUGGGCAGCCUAUCCCGAAGCGAAUGUUACCCGGGGAGGAUAUGGUCCGCUUUUACACAGAUGCCGAAAGCCGGGGUUACUUGGCCGACCCGGAGAAAAUCCAGCAGGCCCGGCUCGCCCUGGCGCAGAAGUACGGAUAUAUUUUGCCAGACAUUUCAAAGGACGAACUGUGUCACAUGCUCUCCAUGAGGAAGGAUGUUCGACAGAUCUUCUUUGGCCUCUCUCCAGGCUGGGUCGUUAACAUGGCGGAGAAGAAGAUUCUGAAACCCACUGAUGAGAAAGUUCUGAAAUAUUACAGCUCGUAAAUAAAUGCUUGUAUACAGUAUCUCACGUCUAAAGUACCUCAGAGCAUUUAAAAAGUCUUGAACAUGUUUCCAUUUUCUAUUAAAAAUGUGAAAAAGCAGCA
This is a messenger RNA of Acanthopagrus latus (yellowfin seabream), 1077 nucleotides long. RefSeq names its product mitochondrial ribosomal protein L15 (gene mrpl15). The record is from RefSeq and is a predicted model, not a curated record. The transcript is spliced from 5 exons. Gene Ontology annotation, biological process: translation. The coding region runs from base 86 to 976 and encodes 296 amino acids. Gene Ontology annotation, molecular function: structural constituent of ribosome. Gene Ontology annotation, cellular component: mitochondrial large ribosomal subunit. Lineage: Eukaryota; Metazoa; Chordata; Actinopteri; Spariformes; Sparidae.